CGCAUACAAGAAGAAAACCACGCAUCUCCAUGGUCACUUGUAGCCAUAACAUACAGACCAUCUAGAUUGUGAUAGACGUCCUUGCGACCACAAUGGUGUGAUAGCAAUAACUUGAACAUUCGCUUGACCAACCCGGCGCCAUCUCUACGCGCCGACCUCACGUUCGCGCUAAGGACGAACCAAGAGGACCCUGACAAGAACCUAUGAGACCGAGGAAGUUCCCUGCAGCCGUCAGAGCUGCGCGUCUAACAGCGCGGGCGUCUCGACCUCCCACGCUCUCUGUCAACCAACAUUCCUUCCUUUACUACAGUUCCCGAUUUAGCAGCGCCGCGUUUCUAUUCACGAUCUUCGAGUCUAUGAUGAUUUGCUCUUCGAAAUCGGUCCCCACAAGGCGUGCAUAUCAGACCUGUUUUCGAACAAUAUCCCUUGUCCAUCAACCGCUGAGGUUGGCAAAAAAUAGCAACUAUCAGACUAUGCGUAUGCUGGCGCAGGUAAACCGCAUACUUUAUCAUAUCUACUAUCCUAACCAAAAUGGCUUCAUAAAGAGCAGCUCGAUUCCACUCGAAUUCUGUCUUCCAUCCUCUCAAGGACUCAAGAGUUGAGACCCAUCCAGAGGAUAUCAAAGCAUCAAUCCAACUUCACACUUUUGUUCUUCGUCUUGUUUCCCU
Messenger RNA from Aspergillus eucalypticola CBS 122712, 668 nucleotides. RefSeq lists its product as uncharacterized. NCBI's taxonomy places the organism in Eukaryota, Fungi, Ascomycota, Eurotiomycetes, Eurotiales, Aspergillaceae. The transcript has 2 exons. The coding region runs from base 204 to 602 and encodes 132 amino acids. The record is from RefSeq and is a predicted model, not a curated record.